Anopheles coustani is the source of this 1342-nucleotide messenger RNA. RefSeq names its product malate dehydrogenase, mitochondrial (gene Mdh2). Gene Ontology annotation, biological process: tricarboxylic acid cycle; carboxylic acid metabolic process. Gene Ontology annotation, cellular component: mitochondrion; cytoplasm. The record is from RefSeq and is a predicted model, not a curated record. The transcript is spliced from 2 exons. Bases 49 to 1062 code for a protein of 337 amino acids. Gene Ontology annotation, molecular function: L-malate dehydrogenase (NAD+) activity. NCBI's taxonomy places the organism in Eukaryota, Metazoa, Arthropoda, Insecta, Diptera, Culicidae.
GAGCGCCAGAACAGCAUAGAUCCGCUUCUGCAGCAAUAGACCGAAAAGAUGUUUGCCCGUGCCGUGAAAGUCGCUGCUAGCCAGGGAGCCAAGAACUUCUCCACCUCGAGCCAGAACAAUGUCAAGGUGGCCGUAUGUGGUGCUUCCGGAGGUAUCGGUCAACCGUUAUCGUUGCUGUUGAAGAACAGCCCGCUUGUAACGGAACUGUCGCUGUACGAUAUCGUGCACACUCCCGGAGUGGCCGCCGAUCUGUCGCACAUCGAAACACAAUCGAAGGUGACUGGUUACAAUGGGCCGGAAAACUUGGAGAAGGCUCUGAAGGGUGCUGACAUCGUCAUCAUUCCCGCUGGAGUUCCCCGUAAGCCUGGCAUGACCCGUGAUGAUCUGUUCAACACGAACGCUUCGAUCGUUCGCGACUUGGCGGCUGGCUGUGCCAAGGCAUGCCCGAAGGCGCUCAUCGGUAUCAUCUCGAAUCCGGUCAACUCUACCGUUCCGAUUGCCUGCGACACCCUGCAGAAGGCCGGAGUGCUGGACCCGCGCCGUGUGUUUGGCGUGUCGACGCUCGACAUCGUACGCGCCAACACGUUUAUCGGUGAGGCGGCUGGAGUUGAUCCCCAGAAGAUGGCCGUUCCCGUCAUCGGUGGACAUUCGGGUGUCACUAUUAUCCCGGUGCUGUCUCAGACGAAGCCAGCGGUGAACUUCCCUCAGGACAAGAUCACCGCACUAACCGAGCGCAUCCAGGAAGCCGGUACGGAGGUCGUGAAGGCGAAGGCUGGUGCUGGAUCGGCCACGCUCUCCAUGGCAUACGCCGGUGCUCGUUUCGCACUGGCUCUGGCCCGCGCAAUGAAUGGCGAACAAAAUGUUAUUGAGUGCGCCUACGUUCGAUCGGAUGUUACCGAGGCCAAGUACUUCGCAACGCCGCUGUUGCUGGGAAAGAACGGUCUGGAGAAGAACCUGGGUCUACCUAAACUGAACGCUUUCGAGCAGGAACUGCUAAAGAAGGCCAUCCCGGAGUUGAAGAAGAACAUCCAGAAGGGAGAAGAUUUCGUAAAGAAGAACUAAAAAGCCACUGGUACCUGCCGGGUUUUGCCCUACAACGUCUAUCGAUUCGGUUCUUGUAAAAAGCAUUUUCCAAGUCGAUCAAUCAUGAGAACCAAAGUUUUCGGUAUCCUCCGACACACAAUGGUAGCAUAAUGGAAAGUGAACAGCAGCAAAUACUCCCUUAUUAGGAUACGUGGACACAUCUGCUAUGAAUCAGUCUUAUAAAGAUCCGCCAUAGUCCUUAAACAAGAAUGAGCCGAAUUCAAAAGGGAAUAAAGUGUAAUUUAUUUGGUACAAAGUA